Molecule: messenger RNA, 402 nt
Organism: Fusarium tjaetaba
Lineage: Eukaryota; Fungi; Ascomycota; Sordariomycetes; Hypocreales; Nectriaceae
Exons: 2
Coding region: 1-402 (133 amino acids)
Source: RefSeq, a predicted model, not a curated record
AUGCCGGCUAAACAAGGCUCCCUGUUUGAGUGGAUUGCCAAGCUCAAUGAUACCCUCUUCAUUCAACCCAACGAUGAAAUCGCUAUCAAGGCUAUAGACCAACAGGUUGACCCAAGCCUUGUCACCAAGAUUAAUCACAAUGUGUACACCUACGAGCAGUUCAAAGGAGGUCUCCUCUACGUCCGUGGUUCGACUACAGCUGUCCAAGACGAAUUCAGUGAGAUCCUCACAUGGGAGGAUCGAGAGAAGGGAGAUGGUGUUGUUGCUGUUUUGAGUAAAUGGAGAACCAAGCAUAAAGAAACAGGCGAGGAGACGAAGAAGACGAAUGUGAUUCUCUGGGAAGUCAAGUUGAUUGAUGGGAAGCGAAGGCUUACCGGACAGACUGAGGUUGAGGCAAUCUAG